AGCUAGGGACAAGGGGGGGCUGACGCGCCCACUCAAAUUUUGUAGAGAACGCUUGUUGCCUUGUUGGUCAGAAUCAACAGAAGGUAGAAGUGUGAGAAUGCCCCCACUUAAUUACUUUAACAAGUAUAUAUAUAAUAUAUCUAUAAGUGGUGAUGAUGAAGUGAAACGUGAGCCAUAAAAAACAGAAAUAUUUAAUGCUAAAUAGACAUAAAAGCAUAAUAUUCCCCACAUCACCAAGAUCCCACGUUCCACUACGCCCCCAAAACAAGGAAAGCAGCCACCAAAUGUCUCUAGAGUCCAGACCGUGAAGAGAUACAGCCUAAAGUAGCUCUAAACUGAUGAGGGCAACUCUGAAUCUGUGAUUAACCCAGGAGGCCAGGAGGCAGGAGAUGAAUCAUGAAUGAACUGAUGAAGCAUCAUAAGACAAAAUAUUUUUUCACAGCAAACAAAUCAUUUUCUCUAUACUUCUACUUCUGUUGAUUCUAACCAACAAGGCAACAAGUACAACACAGGAAAAUCAAGGCGCAAGGCUCCUAAUCUCACAAAUAUGCAUUAUUAUCAUGUUGAUUUUUUCAAUGCUGUGAUUGAUUUGCAACUACAAGAGCUCAAUAAUCGUUUCAACGAGGCUAAUACUGAGUUGUUACUUUGUUUGGCAUGUUUAUCUCCUAAUGAUUCAUUUUCUGCUUUUGACAAGAGAAAGUUGAUCCGCCUUGCUCAAUUGUACUCACAUGAUUUUUCUUCCAUGGAUCUACGGGUGCUAGAAAGUCAGCUGCAAACUUAUGUUAAUGACAUGCGUUCUAAUGCAUGGUUUUCCGAAUUGAAAGGAAUUGCUGAACUUGCCAAAAGACUAGUGGAGACAAGAAAGCAUGAGGUAUAUCCAUUAGUUUAUUUGCUCAUUAAAUUGGCAUUAACACUUCCAGUUGCAACAGCUUCUGUAGAAAGGGCAUUCUCUGCUAUGAAUAUUGUGAAGAAUCAAAUGCGAAACAAAAUGGGAGAUCAAUGGUUGAAUGAUUGUUUGACUGUGUAUCUUGAAAAAGAUGUAUUUAAUGCUAUUGACAAUGAGCCUAUCAUCCAGCGUUUUCAGAACAUGAAGUCUCGUCGAGGACAACUUUAAAUGUUUGAUCUAAAAUUAUUCUUUUGUUAGGUACUUAUUCGAAUAAUUUUUUUUAUCUAUG
Messenger RNA from Rosa rugosa (rugosa rose), 1175 nucleotides. RefSeq lists its product as uncharacterized. The transcript has 2 exons. NCBI's taxonomy places the organism in Eukaryota, Viridiplantae, Streptophyta, Magnoliopsida, Rosales, Rosaceae. Bases 548 to 1114 code for a protein of 188 amino acids. Gene Ontology annotation, molecular function: protein dimerization activity. The record is from RefSeq and is a predicted model, not a curated record.